Messenger RNA from Racocetra fulgida, 232 nucleotides. NCBI's taxonomy places the organism in Eukaryota, Fungi, Glomeromycota, Glomeromycetes, Diversisporales, Gigasporaceae. The record is from the annotation of a GenBank genome assembly.
AAUUAGAGACGAUGUUUUGGUUGUUAUUGAACCAAAUCUACCCUUACUUUAUACGUGGGAUUUUGCUAAAAAUAAAUACAAACGUAUAUUAAACACAAACGGUAAAAUGUGCAAAAGUUACCCUGGAGGGUUAUUUCUUCGUGAAUUUAAUAAUCACGGUAAAACAAAAUAUGUUCCAGUUCAUAAACCAAAGGGUGCUGCUGUUGGAAAAAUUAAAAGACCAAGAUUGUAA